Molecule: messenger RNA, 933 nt
Organism: Medicago truncatula (barrel medic)
Lineage: Eukaryota; Viridiplantae; Streptophyta; Magnoliopsida; Fabales; Fabaceae
Exons: 1
Coding region: 1-933 (310 amino acids)
Molecular function (GO): RNA-DNA hybrid ribonuclease activity; nucleic acid binding
Source: RefSeq, a predicted model, not a curated record
AUGCCAACAGAUGAAAAUCUUCGGACACGUGGCUGCAUUGUUGUAUCUGUUUGCAGUUUAUGCUUGAAAACAGAUGAAUCCUCUGAGCAUCUGUUUCUUCAUUGUAGCUUUGCCUCUUGGCUUUGGGCAUGGAUUGGGGGAAAACUCAAUUGUGUCAUUGACUCCUCUUCUGUAAGAACUCUCCUUGAGUGUAGGCCAGCUAGGUGUUCCUCCCAAGUGUCGGAUAUCUUCCUUGCGGCAAUUUUACACACUAUUCAUACAAUUUGGUGGGCUAGGAACGCAUUGAGAUUUUCGGAUUUGAGUCCAACUAUUCAUGCAGCCAAAAUCCGUAUUCAUUCCUUUAUUGCUUUGUCUGGUAAUAUUUCAAAGGGUAAGUGCUUGCUGUCAGACUUCGCUUUCCUGGAUUCAUUUGCGGUUUCCCCUAAUUGUCGUAGUGUGAAGGACAUUAUUUUGGUGUUAUGGAAAGCUCCUUCCUCGCCUUGGCUGAAGGUAAAUACGGAUGGUUCUGUUAUUGGUGGGCAUGCGGCCUGUGGAGGGUUGUUUCGUGAUAGCUUAGGCACCUUUCGCGGUGCUUUUUAUUGUAACAUUGGUAUACUGACUGUUUUUUAUGCAGAGGUUUUAGGCAUCAUUUAUGCAGCUCAAAAAGGAUGGAGAAAUAUUUGGUUUGAGAGUGACUCCACUAGUGCUCUUCUAAUUUUUUCUAAGUCGUCACUAGUUCCUAUUUUGUUACGUAAUCGUUGGCAUAAUGCUCAGGUUCUUGAAAUUCAGGUAAUCUCCUCUCAUAUUUUUCGUGAAGGAAACAGUUGCGCAGACAAGCUAGCAUCUAUGGGGCAUGACAUAGCUGAUGUUGUUUGGUUGGACACUCUUCCUACGAGUGUCAGUCUUGAUUUCUUUAGAGAUAGAUGUGGUCUCCCGAACUACAGAUUUCCUUGA